AUGUCACCUCUAAUUCCAGCCCCUACCAUGACAAGCCUGACGAUGUUCUGCUGUGUGGCUGGGCUAGGGUUGUGGAUGGCAGUCACUUCGUAUUCCGCCUCUGCUCAAGUGACAGACUUGUGUCCAACCGGAUGUAGAUGUGGUCCUGUAGAAAAUCCAUUCACAUAUGAAACGGUGUUUACCAUUGGCUGUUCCAAUUUAACCUUGACAGAGGUCAUGGAGUUUCGUGGCGGAGAGAAAGUAGAUGUUCUAGACUUAUCUGGUCAUAGGAUAUCCGUUUUAAAAAAUGGUGCUUUCAAAGGAAUAAAGCCCAAAAAGAUAUUACUUCAGAACAAUAAUAUUUCUGUGAUAGAACCGGAAGCAUUUACUGAUGUGGCCCUGGUCGCGGAAAAACUUGACCUCUCUACCAAUAACCUUUUUCAUUUACCCCAAGGAUUGGAAAAUAUGUCAGCUUUGAAAACCUUGAAACUAGCCGGAAACAGGAAGUUAAAGCUUGUGAAAGGUUCAUUCCGGGGAUUGAUGUCAUUAGAGACGUUGGAUUUGGACCAGUGUUUCCUGUCCGAGAUUCCUGAUGGCACAUUCGGCGACGUCGGAGGAACGCUUCGCAAACUCCAUUUGUCUGGCAACAAAUUGACUAUCAUACCAGUCUCGCUACAACAACUACGGAAAGUGGAGGAAAUCGACUUGGAUAACAACCCCAUUACGUCUAUUUCGGCACACGCCUUCAGAGGCAUGGAAAAGUUGAAAAAACUAACCCUGAACCGAAAUGAGUUCAGCAAACCCGAUAGCCUCCAUCCGCUGGCUUUCGUUGACGUCGCUCUCACUUUGGAGGAUUUGGACUUCUACCACAGCCGGAUGACGGUUUGUCCCACUGAGGCACUCUCUCCGCUGAGAAAGUUACGAACUCUUGGCUUCGACGCCAACGAAAUCAAGGCUUUUCCACCUAAGGCUUUCCAGACGUUGGAUUCCUUAACGAAACUCGUCCUGGACGGGAACAAGUUUAACUUCACCGAGGAUAUGUUUGUGGGAAUUACGGACACACUGACCAAGCUGAGCAUCCGGGGCAUGGGCUUAACACAGCUUCCGGUACGCGAACUAGCCGCCUUGGACCAUUUACAAUGGCUUGACGCCUCGGCCAACAACUUCAAGACACUGCCAGAUAAUUUCACGCGCGGCAUACACGCAAAUCGUUACACACUCGAACACAUGAAAGUCACGGAUAUCUCCGCGAAGGCGUUUUCGGGGAAAGACAGAACGGUUCAUCUCGAUCUUGAAGACAACAAAAUCAAAAGGUUGGACUUCGUGGCAGAUCCGUGUAUGUUUGAGUAUGUUGCUGUGUCAGAAAAUCCCCUGUUUUGCGACUGUCACUCUCUACACGUCGCCUCUCAUUCUCACAUCAUCCUAUCAGGUAUGUGCAAAGGACCCCCUCCUUUCGCCAAUAUGGACGUUUCCGGGGUGCCUUUCAAAAAACUUGCUCAGAAAAAAUGUGCAAAUAAUGCAAAAACGAUGGAAAUUGUCUGUCCUGCGAUUAAGUCACAUUCAAAGUCUACUGGUAUUUCUGUCAAACACUCCUUGACUUUGCUAAUGACGUCACUAAUGACUUUACUGGCAUUGACGUUUUACAUGUGA
Molecule: messenger RNA, 1629 nt
Organism: Liolophura sinensis
Lineage: Eukaryota; Metazoa; Mollusca; Polyplacophora; Chitonida; Chitonidae
Product: insulin-like growth factor-binding protein complex acid labile subunit
Exons: 1
Coding region: 1-1629 (542 amino acids)
Molecular function (GO): protein binding
Source: RefSeq, a predicted model, not a curated record